AUGAAAAUUCAAAAUGAAGUAAACUAUUUUCCUUCCUCUACCACCCUUCCCAUUUUCUCUCUCUCUCUCUCUACCACCCUUCCCAUUUUCUCUCUCUCUCUCUCUACCACCCUUCCCAUCUCUCUCUCUCUCUCUCUCUCUACCACCUUCCCAUUUUCUCUCUCUCUCUCUCUCUCUCUCUCUCCUCUCUCUCUCCUCUCUCUCUCUCUCUCUCUACCACCCUUCCCAUUUCUUCUCUCUCUCUCUCUACCACCUUCCCAUUCUCUCUCUCUCUCUCUCUACCCCUUCCCAUUUCUCUCUCUCUCUCUACCACCCUUCCCAUUUCUCUCUCUCUCUACCACCCUUCCCAUUUCUCUCUCUCUCUCUACCACCCUUCCCAUUUCUCUCUCUCUCUACCACCCCUUCCAUUUCUCUCUCUCUCUCUCUCUCUCCACCCUUCCCAUUUCUCUCUCUCUCUACCACCCUUCCCAUUUCUCUCUCUCUACCACUCUUCCCAUUUCUCUCUCUCUCUACCACUCUUCCCAUUUCUCUCUCUCUACCACUCUUCCCAUUUCUUUCUCUCUCUACCCACACCUCUCUCUACCCCUCUCUCCAUUUAUCUCUCUCUCUCUCUACCUCCGUCUUCAUUCUUUUUUCCUCUCUCCCUCCCUUUCUCUCGAAUUGACGUAUCUACGUUAUUAUUCAUAA
Molecule: messenger RNA, 687 nt
Organism: Acanthosepion pharaonis
Lineage: Eukaryota; Metazoa; Mollusca; Cephalopoda; Sepiida; Sepiidae
Source: the annotation of a GenBank genome assembly